Molecule: messenger RNA, 459 nt
Organism: Rotaria sordida
Lineage: Eukaryota; Metazoa; Rotifera; Eurotatoria; Philodinida; Philodinidae
Source: the annotation of a GenBank genome assembly
AUGUCUUUACAUACUAAUUAUAACAAUAAUCGUACAUCGUUUCCGAUGUAUUUUGGUCAGCGAACGAAAGUUGGUGAUGCUGCUUCGACACCAUUGAAAAUGAUUAAAUUGCAAGUCGAACAACAAGUGAAUGCAAAAUUUCCACUCAUACAUCAAGUAGCAACAACAAUGACAUUUAAAAAUGAACAUAAUCGAAUAUUAGAAGGAUCUUUAGAAUUUACUCUACCUAAAACAGCAACUAUACGUGGAUUUGGUCUUGAUGUUGAUGGUGUUAUUGUCGAUGGUGUUGCUGUUGAAAAAGAAUUUCGAAAAGGUAUUGAUCCAGGUUUAGUUGAGAUGAUCAAAGGAAAUGUAUUUCGUACAAGAGUUUAUCCAAUGCCAGUUGGAGGCACACCAAUUGUUCGUAUCAUUUAUCAAGAUCAAGCACAAAUGAAAAAUGAUCACUUUCUAUUUCAUUGA